AUGGAGAAACACUGGUUUCAUCGGGCGGAAGUUCGCGCUCGGCUUCUUCUGCCCGGGAAAAGUAGGAACCAGUACUUGGGCAUAUGGUACAACAACAUACCGAACCAGACCAUGGUUUGGGUUGCCAACAGAGAAGCUCCACUCACGAAUAAUACCGGCGUCUUAACACUGACAGAGGCAGGAACUCUGAAUCUUCUUAACGAAACAGACGGCCUAAUAUGGUCAACCAACGCAUCACGAACUGUGCAGAAUCCAACCGUGCAAUUGCUAGAUUCGGGGAAUCUUGUUGUCAAGGAUGCAGAUGAUGAUAAGCCGGAGAAUUUCCUGUGGCAGAACUUCGAUCAUCCAACGGAUACCUAUUUACCUGGCAUGAAAAUGGGAUGGGAUUUGAUCAGAGGGAAGGAGCUUUACAUGUCAUCGUGGCGGAGCAACGAUGAUCCUGCUCCCGGGGAGUUUCGAACACACAUGGACCUGUCUGGAUAUCCACAGAUCUUCACUGAAGGAGGCAGAGGCGUCAGAUAUAGAUACGGGCAGUGGAACGGGGUCCAGUUUAGCGGGAUAGCAUAUACUGUUACAGAUGCUGAGAAUAUCAGGGUAGCACUAGAGAUGAACAGAGAGCAAGUAAUGUAUUCGGAAUAUGUCGUGCAGUUAUCUGUAGUUACUAGGCUCACAUUGUAUCCGGAUGGCAAUGGGGUCCGCUGGACUUGGAACGAAGGAAAUCGAGCAUGA
Molecule: messenger RNA, 729 nt
Organism: Salvia splendens (bonfire salvia)
Lineage: Eukaryota; Viridiplantae; Streptophyta; Magnoliopsida; Lamiales; Lamiaceae
Product: G-type lectin S-receptor-like serine/threonine-protein kinase At4g27290
Exons: 1
Coding region: 1-729 (242 amino acids)
Biological process (GO): recognition of pollen
Source: RefSeq, a predicted model, not a curated record